UCUGGCUGGAUGGUGGUCUCUUAUGACGGCUGAUAAGAAGAUGACGGUUCAGCCCAAGAUGACCAGCCUGAAAGGCUGGCAGGAUGCCUUCUUCUGGGUACGGGUGCCGGACGACUACCCUGUACGCCGCCAUUUUACUGAACCUGCUCCGCAUAUGGAGCACUUGACUCUGAAGCCGCUAACUGGGGAAGAGUUAGCGGCUUAUGAUUACUUUGAUUCGGUCGAUUACGAUAUCACUUAUGAGGAUGGGAGAGUUGUUAAGUCUAAAGAGCCUUCAACCUGGCUUCCCCAUACGAAGUACAUCUUGGGGACAAGCCCUUGUCGGCUCUCUUAUUGUCUCCUGCCCAUGAGAAUGGUCUUGGCUGCCUUGAUCUUGACAUUCUUGGCGUCGACGACGACUAUAAACCACUAACACAUUUACCUGCUCCUCCUCCUUCCGACUACCUGACAAUGCACAGUGCUACCAAUGGUCGCCGGGGAGGGAACCGUCAUGGCCCCCAAACCGCUCCGAGAAGGGGUCGUGGCGCGUCUACCAGCACUCGCGUCCCUGUGGUUGCAGCCACUUCUUGCCAACUCACCUACCGUCCCCUUGAGGUCCUCCACCACCAGGACCGUCACCAGGGGUGGCACUUUGAAUAGGAGGCGUUCCCGGGAACAAGCUGCUGAGGACUCUGCCGCCAACAAGAGGCAGGCAGUAGAGGGCCCAUCUGUCAAUGAAGUCCUUGUAGAGGACUUGGAUCCUUCUGCUGAGGAAGUACGAGAUGAGGGCGCCACUGAUCCUGGUGCCGGCACAGCUGUGGGUGGUUCUCUGGUAUCUCAAAACACUUCUUCUAUUAAGGAGAAGUUGAGAGAGCUGAUUGCCACUCCUAGCUUCCUCUCCAACCUUUCUCCUGGGAUCUUUUAUAGGUUCCGGGAAUGGAUUGAGAAGAAGGAGGUGCCGUUAAGCGACACGGUGGCGGCCGCUUUUGCUCCUCAGACUGUGACCCCUGGCAAGAUCUAUCAGCCAAAUUGGGACGUCAGGGAGGAUGAAUCCUUGUACUCUGACAUCCCUGAGAACGGUGGCAUUCUUGCCUACCGUAUUCUCAAGGGUAUGCAGCUGCCCUUGGAUCGCCCUUCAGGCUCUCUGAAGACUCCAGCUGCUAGGCUGGCUCAUGACCAGUUAGUGGCCAACAAUGCUGCUAUCGAGCUGAUAGAGCAGUACUUGGAGUACCAGAGGCUGGCGGAUUCCUACAAAACCUCGCUGGAGACUUGCCAGGAGUUACUUCAGGAGGCCGAGAAGAAGGUGGCGCCUCUAGAGGAUGAAGUGGCGACCUUGAGGGACAGGGCGUCACUCCUGGAAGAGACUGAAGAGAAUGUUAAAGCUCUGACUAAGGCGGUGGAGGUCGCUAAUAAUGAGAAAGAGAUAGUGCUUGUUCUGGACGCCUCCCCGCGUGAGGCUCGGGGGGCCGCCAACGCUGUUGCUGAGUUCAAAGCGUCCGAUGAGUAUGUGGCGGAGCUGCAUAAGAGAUAUGACGGUGGCUGGGCCGCUGCUAUGAGAUGUGUCUGCAAAACCGUUCCAGGCUUUGACUGGAACGUUAUUGAAGAUGCUCAUGCGGCGGGCCAACAUCUGUCACCUUUUGAGGGGGAUUCUAACUUUGCGGAUGAGGACGCCAUAGCAGAUGUGGAUCCCCGGGAGCCCACGACGCCAGGACCUCAUGCCCCUUGA
Messenger RNA from Beta vulgaris subsp. vulgaris (sugar beet), 1705 nucleotides. RefSeq lists its product as uncharacterized. The coding region runs from base 467 to 1705 and encodes 412 amino acids. NCBI's taxonomy places the organism in Eukaryota, Viridiplantae, Streptophyta, Magnoliopsida, Caryophyllales, Amaranthaceae. The record is from RefSeq and is a predicted model, not a curated record. The transcript is spliced from 3 exons.